GAUUUCUUGGGAUCAUAGCCAGGAACAACUGGGCGGCAGGACCUCCUUGGCUGAGCCAGAUAUCUAAUCACCAGGAAUACAGGGGAAUCUGGAAGCCUGCCUAUUGAAACAUCAGGGAAUUCUACCCCCAAUAUCAGGAAUCUGACAUGAGUCCCACUUGGUGACUCUUUACAAGCUGGUUAAUGGAUUGUAUCGAUUUACUAAAGGCUUGGACACUGAGGAUGGCUUUCUACCAUGACCAAUACAUCAAUAGGUCGGUCUCAGGAGAUGGGAAUCAUCAGAGAACUGGCUCCAUACGAACUGCUUUGGUAACCCAGACAUAGAUUGGGAAUCGGCUGGGGAGACGUUUAUAAUGACAUCUGAGGUGAACACUACUCACUGGCCCUUAGCAUUUUGCAAGUACUUUUUGUUUCAAAUUAAACUUUUUUUUGUCAGUUGCCCCCGAAUUCCUCAGCUGUGAUAUCAUUAAGGAGGCAGCUGUUUCGUGCUAAGUGAGUGAGAGAGAGAGAGAAACACCCGCCCCCAAAAGCCUAGACUGGCCAAUAUUUACAUCCCAGCAGUGCGCAGGACCGAACUGAAACUGACAGGGACAUCGUACAGGAAAUUAACCAGCCCCAGUCAUCGCUGGGACAAAAACAGCUGGCAGGAGCGGGAGGCCAGCAGUGCAAACAUCUGGAACCUGCUCUGGGCGACAAGGCAUCCCACAAUAAUAGUGACAGAAGGAGGAGGCCUUUAAUAUUGAACCCCACAGGACUGGGGGAAGACCCAGAAAUGCUUGUAAGCAUGGCCGAUGGAGAAGUAGAACAACUGCAUCCUCGAGCUUAAUCGGGCUUCAGUGAAUUCGCCAUGAAUGGUGAUUCUGAAAGUCCGGAUUCUCUACAACACGUUCCAGACUGGAAGGAGUUUUGUGAAGUGCAGGCACGAGCUGCAGCGGUUGAAUUUGCCCAGAAAUUCCGGAUAUUUAUAAGUGAGAAUCCCCACUACGAGUGCCCAGGGAUAGAGACCACUUUCUCACAACACUUUGCCUCCCAUUUUGUGGAAUACUUUGCCUCGGAGGUGAACAGGCCAUAUCUGUCUGACUCCCCGAUCAAAUAUAACGUUGCUCCAUUUUCGGACAUCCAGAACUGCCAGCUGCCUUAUGGCAAAGAAAUCCUCCAGAGGAAAGUAAACUCUGAUUCCCUUGAGAGUAUAGACAGCACGUUGAACUCGAGCAGGUACCUGAGGCAGGCGCAGGUCUGGGACAUGUCGAACUUUGGCCAUUCCAGGAGCUCGGAGGAUGUUUCUGUCACUGCUUCUGGCAGGUCAAAGUUUAAGAAAGGGUUUUCUCUGCGGAACAUGAGCGUGUGUAUGGUCGAUGGAAUGAAGGAGAUUUUACAAUGGCGCUCCUCUGCCGAGCCACUGCUGGAUGCUGGGCAGGGCAAAAGGUCUAUGAAUCAAGACUCCUCGGGGAGUAAAUCGGAAAGUGAGGUCCGGGACAGAUGGAGCCACAAACUGGAACGUUUGCGCUUGACCCGAUCCUCAUCUGCUAAAGUGGAAUUGCUGGAUAUACAAAGAGAAGGCACUUUGAGGUACAUGGUAGCUGAUGACUCUAACUCGGUGAGCAGUACACAGUGGCAGAAGUGUCGGCUGUUGUUACGAAAAGCGGUCAGGCUGGAGGGAGAACGCUUCCUCUUGGAGUUUUAUGUACCACCAAAGUCUACGAAGCCCAGAGUCAGCAUCCCACUCUCUGCAAUCGUCAAGGUCAGGACCACAAUGCCACUAGAAAUGCCCGAUAAGGACAACACGUUUGUGCUAAAGGUGGAGAAUGGUGCGGAGUACAUCCUGGAAACAAUUGACUCCUUACAGAAACACUCCUGGGUGGCUGACAUUCAGGACUGCAUGGAUCCCGGUGACAGUGAAGAGGACUUGGAGCUGACUUCUUGUUCACAUGCAGUGAGCAUGCCCAGUAGAGAAUUACCUGCAAUUCCUCCUUGCAGUUGUGACUUUCUACCAGAUGUUUCACAAAAUAGGACACAGAGUGCAGCACAGUUGGACCCUCUCCCAGAACAUGAAGAGAUCUUUGUUGAUUUAUAUGGGAGGGAGCCUCUCAGAGUUUGGAGGGAGGUGAAUCCUUCACACCAUGCCACACUUCCAGCCGCCCCUACACAAUCGAACUGCAGAAGUGAUGCCCAUCAAUCACAGCACUACUUUGCCAACUCUGUAGCUGGCAGCCCUUAUUCUGCUGCCCAGGUUGAAGGGACAUCAGCCAACGCCCAUCCGGCACACCCCAGAUCAGAGGCUGCCAUCUCUGUUCGUACCAAUAACUCUGAACGUCUACUACAGCCUCAAGCAUCAACCUCAGAGGACUACCAUGACAGUGAUGGAUUGAGGAAUCGAUCGCGAGCUGUAGAAAAUCAAUAUUCCUUCUACUAAAAUCAGGAAACACAAUGUAGCAGUCCUAGGGGAUUGCCUAUAUAGAAAUAGGGACACUUUACAAAAUGCAUCUGCUCAACAAAAGGAGAGAAAAAUACAAGUCAGGGUAAAGAAACUAUUCCUAUCAUUUGACAGUCUAGUAAUGAAAAUGGAAAUUACUGCAGAAUAAGGGUUUAAUGUGAAUUAUCGGGUGUUUGAUGCCAUAUUUGGUUCAGGGCAAUUGGCAAAGACUGAUUUUGCUAAUUAAUUAUGGUCUUUCUAUAUAUUUGUAUCUGCACUUUUCAAUAUUACUGUAACAAAAGAAUUUCAAUGGACUGUGCACAGACAAUGAGUUAACAAUGAAUUGUCUUACUCAUUAUUUCGUCUGUAGUGUUGCUGUUUAUAGUGAGCCUGCUGUUGUUAUAAUCAGAUAAAGAUUUAGCUUGUUUGGUAUUCCUUUGUCCUGUUAUCUUUAGCAGUGGGGUGCUGACUGAUUUUUAAAGUUAGCAGUUUCCUCAAGGUCUAAAUGUGAUUUGAGCAGUUGGAUUCUGCUGCUGAAAUCUGAUGAGAAAUGAAUUUGUUCGAGUGUGUCUCAGUAGCUCCAACGUUUAGAGUUCCUGUUCCCAACCAAGAGGCACCAGGGUCCAUGCUGCCAUCAUUAAGCAGAACAUUUGAGUAAAUCUUGCUGGUACCAACUCCAGGAUGUUUGAUCUCUGUGUUCCAUUUUAGGAGAUAAUGUUACCAUUGUCUGAAUAGUUAUGAUUCAUUAUGUUUAAUGAGGGAGUGAUGUUAGUGAGAGUUGUGAAGAAUUUGCACAGUCCAGUCUCUCAUACUGGACAUCUCUCAGAAGAGUUGGUAAUGCCACUGAAUCAAAGAGCCAGAAAGCAAAAACUGAUACAGUGAAACCUUGGAGACUAUUCACUGCAACUAUUGUAAACUAACAAAUAUUUCAUUCAGGCUCCAUUUGUACUCGUGAUACUGAUUUGCAAUUUUGAGAAUUUUACGAAAAAUAAUGAACCAAGAUUUUUACUGUCUCAAAGAUUCCAUAAAACAUGUUUCGUGAA
This is a messenger RNA of Rhincodon typus (whale shark), 3455 nucleotides long. Its product is annotated as SH2B adapter protein 2. Bases 847 to 2412 code for a protein of 521 amino acids. NCBI's taxonomy places the organism in Eukaryota, Metazoa, Chordata, Chondrichthyes, Orectolobiformes, Rhincodontidae. The transcript has 8 exons. The record is from RefSeq and is a predicted model, not a curated record. Gene Ontology annotation, biological process: intracellular signal transduction; antigen receptor-mediated signaling pathway. Gene Ontology annotation, cellular component: plasma membrane. Gene Ontology annotation, molecular function: transmembrane receptor protein tyrosine kinase adaptor activity.